This is a messenger RNA of Penicillium longicatenatum, 939 nucleotides long. RefSeq lists its product as uncharacterized. The record is from RefSeq and is a predicted model, not a curated record. The coding region runs from base 1 to 939 and encodes 312 amino acids. The transcript has 3 exons. Lineage: Eukaryota; Fungi; Ascomycota; Eurotiomycetes; Eurotiales; Aspergillaceae.
AUGACACUUAAGUAUCUCAUCACGGGAGGAACUGGUGGUCUCGGAGCUCACGUCCUAUCUUACUUGAGCGCCAAUGUCCCCGCUUCAGAAUACGCAGCCUCGUCCUCCAAUGAAGCGAGUCGCAGCCAAUUUGAAGACCGGGGAAUUGCCUUUCGAGUAUUAAAUUAUGACCACCCAAAGAUCUUGGAAAGUGCCUUGCAAGACGUGGAGAAUCUCUUCUUUGUGAGCUCUAACACCCACGAUCCGCAACGGCGGAUUCGUCAACAUCAGAAUGUGGUCGAUGCGGCCAAGAUAGUGGGUGUUCAACAUAUCUGGUAUACAUCUCUUUCCUUCGGUGGCUUGGAAUCUAAUAGCAAUGCAAACUUGAUGGAAGGACAUUUAAUGACCGAAGAGAUGCUACGAAAAUCUGGCCUUAACUUCACAUCUAUCCGUGAGGGGCCAUACGCCGAUGCCUUUCCAGUGUGGAUGGGGUGGUAUCCCAACACCUCAACCGUCUAUCUCCCCUCCGAUGGUCCGAUGGCAUUGACGCUCCGAUCUGAGCUCGGUGAAGCUACGGCCCGGCUCUUGAUGCGCGGUGGAAAGGACUAUAACGAGAAGACUGUUGUCCUGACCGCUCAAAAGACCUUGACCUUCGCUGGCGUUGUUGACGUGAUUAACAGAACGACGGGUCGACAGGUUCAGGUGGAGUUGGUUUCGCCUGAUGAAUUUGUCCGAUUGAAGACUGCAGAUGAUGUAGGCGGGAAGUCCGAAGCAUUCUUUCGGUUCGUGUUGUCCUGGUAUGAGGCGAUUUCCAGCGGUGAUGCGAGCUUUACGCAUCACCUUAUGGCGGAGUUGCUCGGGCGAGAGCCUACGCCCGCUGAUGAAGCUAUACGGGGGCUGUUGAUUGAGGAUUCGGAUUAUGAGUGGCAUCAGAACUAUGCUAAUCGUGGUCAGCACUAG